CACGUGCGGACAGCUCACACGGGUCCAAAAUCAAUUGAUAACUUUCUUUCCUCAUCUCCAUCUUUCUCCACCAGUGUCUGCCGCUGGUCUGUCUAACCUAUAAAUAACAACCCCCGAUCCCAAUCCAACGGUCUCUCCCUCUAUUUCUUUCCUGCCUUUUUUUAACUUUCCCUACCUCUCCUCCCUCUUCGAAUUAUUAAAAUUACGCGGUCUCUCACCCCUUCUCUUCUCUCUCUCCUCUCUUUCUUCUCUUUUGUCCCCCUCUCUCUCUUUCUCUCUGCUCUUGCCCUUCUAUGGCGAUCUGAGUACAAAGUCAUCAAGGGCAGGUCGAGAGAGAAGAAGAAGCUGCUGCUCCUCCUAAACUUCAGAAGCUUCUUUUGUUUUGACCGACGAGGUAGAUAGAGAGGAGAGAGAGACGGUACGAUGUCUACAUUGGACUCUAUCGAUUCGUUUCUCUUCUAUCUUAGCAGAGCCUUUUGUAGCCCUCUCGCCGUUUUCAUCCAGAUCCAGUUGAACCCAAAAUGUUUUGGAUUAAGGCUUUGAUGAUGACGAUGGCGAUGGCAAUGAGUCUUCUGUCUUAAAAUCUUGUUGUUGCUAGAUAGUGCAUUGAAUGGACUAACUUGACGCCUCAGAAGUCAGAACACUAUCAACAUCUCAAUUAAGUUAUUCUAAACAAAGGAUGUUUUAUUUGCUUAGCUUUAGCUCUUGGGUGGGCUUUGGCAGCUUACGUCAGGAAUAGAGAAAUCAAACAAAUGAAGGAUAGUAUCAGAGGAGGCAAUAGCUUUGCGUUUCUUUUUCAUGAUAUUAAUGAACUCGAGCACUCUAAUCAGGUUAAUCUACCUAGAGUGACUGUUGUUAUGCCUUUGAAAGGGUUUGGAGAACACAAUUUACACAAUUGGAGAAGUCAGAUCACGUCUCUCUAUGGUGGUCCUCUAGAAUUUCUUUUCAUGUUGGAAAGUACAGAAGACCCUGCCUACCAUGCUGUGUCUCGGUUAUUAUCAGAGUUUAAGGAUGAUAUUGACGCUAAAAUUAUUGUAGCUGGUUUGUCUACAACUUGCAGUCAGAAGAUUCACAACCAAUUGGUUGGGGUGGAGAAAAUGCACAAAGAAAGCAAGUAUGUACUAUUUUUGGAUGAUGACGUGAGGCUGCACCCUGGGUCAAUUGGAGCACUCACAGCGGAGAUGGAAAAAAAUCCUGAGAUAUUUAUUCAAACUGGGUAUCCUCUUGAUUUACCUUCUGGAAGUUUGGGGAGUUACUGUAUUUAUGAGUAUCAUAUGCCAUGCUCGAUGGGGUUUGCCACUGGUGGAAAAACAUUCUUCCUUUGGGGUGGAUGCAUGAUGAUGCAUGCAGAUGACUUCAGACAUGACCGCUAUGGAGUGGUUUCAGGACUUCGAGAUGGUGGAUAUUCUGAUGAUAUGACUCUUGCUGCUCUAGCUGGGGCUCAUAAGAGGCUGAUCACAUCACCUCCAGUUGCUGUUUUCCCGCAUCCCCUUGCAAGUGAUCUUACUUUCGCAAGAUACUGGAAUUACUUGAGGAAGCAAACAUUUGUCUUGGAAUCAUACAUAUCAAAGGCUAACUGGAUAAUGAACCGUGCAUUGUUCUCUACUCAUUGCUAUCUGUCAUGGGGAUUUCUAGCGCCAUACUUCAUGGCUAUGAUUCAUGUUGCAGUAGCGCUGAGAGUAUAUAUCAAGGGUUAUACUUUAGAGGAAACAAAGUUUGUUUCCAGCGGGUUGUUACUGGUAAACUAUCUAGCUGUAUGUACCUUCAUAGAACUUCUUUCUAUGUGGAACUUGACAAGAAUAGAAGUUCAAUUGUGCAACUUGUUGUCCCCUGAGGCACCACGACUCUCCCUUGCUUCUUAUAACUGGGGCCUUGUAUUUAUUGCAAUGCUGGUCGAUAAUUUCUUAUAUCCCAUUUCAGCAUUUCGAUCCCACUUUUCGAAGAGUAUUAAUUGGUCUGGUAUCCGAUAUCAUAUAAAGGAAGGAAAAAUAUGCAAGAUUGAGAGGAAAAAAGAAAGUGGUUCAAAUUUUACAGACUUGGCAAGAAAGCAUUUGUAUGGGAAGAAAGGAGCUCCCCCUAAAACAUCUCUACUUGGUUCUUUGACAAGAAGUUUGCCGCAAUGGCGUCAGCCUAAGAAAUUCGAUGUCUAGGAGUUGUUUCAGCAAUCAAAUUCUUGUGAUUAUUUUGUCUGCCUUUCUGGGUUUGGUGGUGCUCCUGCAUAGAGGUUGUUCCUUCUUUUAAACGAUUGAUUUUAGUUUAGGCAUUUUUUGCAUUUCUUGUCCCCAUUCAAUCAAUCGAUCAAUCAAAUCCCAUUCUUCAGUGUAAACCCAUUUUGUUUGUUUUUCAUUGAUUUGUAUUCAUUUUCUCUGUAAUACACUUCAUUAACAAGUGGAGGCAGUAGCCGUGUUUAUUCUUA
Messenger RNA from Tripterygium wilfordii, 2416 nucleotides. RefSeq lists its product as uncharacterized. The record is from RefSeq and is a predicted model, not a curated record. The coding region runs from base 753 to 2150 and encodes 465 amino acids. The transcript has 15 exons. Gene Ontology annotation, cellular component: membrane. Gene Ontology annotation, biological process: glucosylceramide biosynthetic process. NCBI's taxonomy places the organism in Eukaryota, Viridiplantae, Streptophyta, Magnoliopsida, Celastrales, Celastraceae. Gene Ontology annotation, molecular function: ceramide glucosyltransferase activity.